AACAAUAGCGGCCGCAUAUAGCGGAAACGUUUCGACUGUCAAGGCUUAGCCAUGGAUUAUAGGCUGGUCUUUUGUUCCCUUUUAUUUGUCAUCGUCUCAGUGUCUGCCAAGGCAACACGUCGAGGAAGUAUAUUCAAAAGAAGUCCUAACCCAUGUCCUCCUGGUUGUCCGGGAUCAUGCGCCCCGUCAUGCACUGCGGUAUGUUGUGCACCUCCACCCCCACCCCCACUUCCACCUCUCCCACCACCACCACCUCCCCCACCACCACCACCACCCGGUCCUCCUGGCCCUGAUGGUCCAAUGGGAAUGGCAGGACCACCUGGCCCCGAUGGCCCUAAAGGACCCCCAGGACCUCCAGGACUUCCAGGACCACCUGGUCUCCCAGGUCUUCCAGGUGCCCCAGCUGGUCCUCCAGGACGUGACGGCCCCAUGGGACCUCCAGGGCCUUCUGGACAUCAAGGACCACCCGGUGAUCUGGGCCCCAUGGGACCUCCAGGAGCCCCAGGCUUGCCCGGACCUCCAGCUCCACCUGGUGGUAUGCCUCCUUGUCCACCUGUCUGCGUCCAUACUUGUAUCAAGGCUUGUGCCCCACAAUGUUGCCACGGCCGAAAGAAGAGAUCUCACCUCCUGGAAUAGAAACAACAAAAGCGGCAGUGACAGCAGCUAUUUUUAUACUUCUGGUUCGACGAGUGAUUCGAGUUUUUAUCACACCGCUGAGCGAAUAAUAAUUAGUGAUAGUCCUUAAUUGCUGUCUUUCCCCUGUAGACAUUAGAUGAUUACUUUCAUGUUUGUUUUGUGUUAUAUAUUUAUAGUAAAAUCUCAGCUCGCUUAGUUUUUGUUGUUUUCCUUUUGACAUAAAAAAAAGAUGUAGCUUUUGGGUGGAAAGGAGUGACGUAAUUUUCAACGGUUCAUGUUUCUUCGAUGGAACUUGAUGUUACUGAGACUGCAAGUCUGAUAAAGUAGGCGUGUCGAGUGAAGGAUUUAUUUGAAAUGUGUAAUAAAAUUAUCUCUCUUAGUAUA
Messenger RNA from Pocillopora verrucosa, 1020 nucleotides. RefSeq names its product cuticle collagen 2C-like. The record is from RefSeq and is a predicted model, not a curated record. NCBI's taxonomy places the organism in Eukaryota, Metazoa, Cnidaria, Anthozoa, Scleractinia, Pocilloporidae.